AUGAGUUCAUCAGAUAUGUUUGGUGUCAAAGCAUCAUUGAAUGAAGACGUUGAGCUCGUUCCUCAACCAAUGGAUGCCAAUGCACAACAGCCCGAGGAUUCAUCUGCAUCGCACCACUCAAAACAAUACCAACAAUUAGACGAUGCUUCAUCACAACAACGUCAAGUAAUUUUACAACAACAACAGCAACAACAGAAACAACAAAAACAACAACAACAACAACAUGAUCUAGAACAAGAAUUCGAGAAUCGUGAUCUGAUAGAUAAGCUUGAAAAAGAAGAGAAGCAAAAACAACAACAACAACAACAACAACAACAACAACAACAACAUAAUCAAAUUGAUAUAAAACCAUUUGAAAUUACCUUAAAAAAUGAAACAGAACAAGAGUGUAUUGUUUUGGUAUCAUCAGAUAUAAAGGCCAAGAUUAUAAAUCAUGAAGAAGAUGGUGCAGGUGUUCAGACAUUUUACAUGUCCAAAGGAAAACAGGCACUGAAAGAAAAAGUCAAGUUUGAUCCAACCACCGUCGUCACUUAUCAAGAACACCUAAACAGGAAAUCACAUGUUGUCAUUGGUGUCUCAGCCAUUCCAGUAUAUGUUACAUUUCUGGUUAAAGCAAAAGAUGGAUGGUACUAUGUUCACAAGCUCAACAAAAAGGUUGACAAGAAAACUCUAAAAAAGACUCUCGAGUCUGUCCUCAAACCAAAGCAUCUCAACCACUACUUUGGAAGAGUUACAUCAGUCGAUUUACUCAACAUUCAACAAGUAUUGGGACAAACAACUCAACUACCAAGCAACAACUUGGAUCUACUGGUCAACACAAUUCAAAUCAAUAGACACUUUGGUACUAAAGGCCCUCAAAGAUGUUUGAUUGACUUUGUCAAUAGAGUAUUGGAGUGGUACACAGAAGGAAAGAGAAUCGUCGUUCAAUUCUCUCAAAUCUCUCAAAUCUUUAUCCAAGAGAGUGACAAGAGAAUGACAUUCCAAGUGAAUGAUCAACCCAUGUUUUUCGAUUUACAGAGUGGAAAGAGUAUGAAAGAUUUUACCGACUCUAAGCAAAUAGAAAACCAUUAUGCUCAAUUCAAGGAUAUCAGCAAGAGAGACAUCGAUAUAUUAAAAAAGUCGGAAUUGGGAGCAAAGAUUUCAAAUAACCUCCAAUAUGUCCCAAUCGGACCAACACCCGAUAAACUAGCUGCACCACAAGGAUUAUUCCCUUUUAGAAAAGAUGUAGAGAGCAAACCAUUUUCAGAGUUGGUCAUGUCAUUGACUGACCUAAAGAGGAAUCCUCAUCUAACAGUUGAUCAUUAUUUUCUCUACCUCAAAAGGUCAUUUAUUGACAAUUUGGUGCAAGAGGUAAACAAGCCACACAUUAUAGCAAAAAUAUUUGAGCUUGAAGAACGUAUGCUUUCCUUUUUUGUACUUAUCCACCUUGACAAUCAUUGUGAUAGUGGAAUUCACAACAGAGAAUCAAUAUUUAGCAAAUUCCAUGAUCAGAUGAUGCAAAUUAAAGAUUUUAAACCAUGGUUGUAUGACAAGAGUUUUCUUCAUAUCCUGCAGGAUUUCAUUGAAAAGUCAAUCAGAUUUAAAGAGUGGAAUCAAUGGCAAGACCCUCAUAUCAUUCUCUAUUUGGGUAUUCCAUUUUUAAAGAUUGACCAAAAAGUUUUUAGUUUCACUUUGCAUUUUGCUGAAGUCAAAAACAUUCUUUUUAACAACCAAAAUGUUAUUUCUUAUAUCAAGAAUCAAAUCCAAUCUGGGAAAGCAACAAUACUCAAAGAUCUCUUACAACCUUUCAUCGAACUAUUCCAAAUUUUUGAAGAUGAUAUCCUAGAUGAUCGUCAACAACAUGUCAAUUUGUUCAUUGAAAUCAUUAAAGUGAUACCACAAUACAAAGUGUUGGUAGAGCAACUACAUGAUCAAAUUGCCAUCGUUCCAAAACAAGUCAAAUCACUUGUUUACAGAUUCCAUAUUUAUUGCCAACUUCUCAACAAUGAAAACGAUUUCAACUCUAAAGCAAUUGAAGGAAUUCAAAACUGCUUUUUCCAACUGUUCCGUCUCGACCCAGAACGUUUCAUCGAAGAGAGUACAAACAAAAGCGAUGAAAUCAAACAAAGAUUAUUAGAGUUGGUUUCGAGUAAAGUUUUAUCAGUGGCAACAAGCAAAGAUGGUUUGAGACAACUUACCGAUCUCAUAUCAAAACCCAACUGUUCAAAAUACCUAGGGUGUCUGGUCGAUGGAAAAAAUGCCAAAUCGAUUUACACUCAAUCAUCGUCACAAGAUCGAGAAAAGUUAUUCACGUUUCCUCAUGAAAACAAUUCAAUUGUCUCCACACUCCAAAACAAUAUUGUGAACCAUCUAAAGAUCGAGGAAAUGGCAGAUUUAUCUUUGAGAUGCUCUCAUCAUUCCUUCCUCUAUAGUCCAAAGACAAUCCCUACAACAUCGGAUCUAAUCAAAAAGAUUUCAAUGAUUGAAGAGGAUUUCCGUCAAUACUCUCCUAAAACCAAACUAUCGUCCUCUCGGUUUACAGUUUUCAAAACUAUAUGUGAUACGAUCAGCGAGAAAAGUUUGGAGAAGGUUUAUCUUUCAAAGAUAUUCUCAGAUCUACAAACAGUACCUCCAACACUCAUUUAUAUUCUAUUGGCAACUCACCAACUCGAAAAACUAAAUUCACAAUAUUGUGGUGAUCGAUCGACGCAGCAUCAAGAUAUAACAGUUGCCCAAUGGCACUUGAAAUUAAUGUUGAUUAAUACUGACCAAGGUUGGAAUGAAGAGAUCGAGAGUUAUAAUGCCCAAAAAACAAAGUUUAUACAAAAAAUAGAAGCUAUUUCAAACAAGAUGAUAUUAAGAUGGAAAAAGUCUUAUCAUCAAGAACAAUAUACCAUCAUUAAAACUAUUUUGGAGGCUGUCAACAAAAAGAUUGAACCAUCAGAGGUCAUAAGUGAACGAUAUUACAAACAGGUCAACGAGUUACAUGGUCAUUUCAGAGUGGUUGAUUAUCUCGAUCAACUUCAUAUUCCUAUUCAAGUUAAAAGAGACUAUGAAUCAAACCAUGAACCACUCGACCAAAUCAUCGCAACAACAAAGGAAUUAAUUACAACUAAAACCAAAGGCACAAAAUACACAAUCACGAAUGAUGAUACGAUAAGAUUCCUUUGUCACUUUGCCAGCAGCAGCAAUAAUAGUAAUAACAAUACUACUGAUCAACAACAUCGUAUGUUUGACAUUAUCUUUAAAUAUUAUGAUAAUGCAAUGUCGCAAGAUGGAAGAUCAAUGGAUGGCAUUGUAAAGCAAGUUUCGACAUUUAUGAAACAAUUGUUGGACACCAAUAGUGAAAUUCCUUUGAAUAAAAUAUUCCAAUCGUUGGUCGUGGAAGAAAGUACUAUCAAUUUACAAAAAGAAUUAAAAUCAAUGUAUUCAUUCUUUGAACCUCAAAAACCAUUCAAUUUAGAAUUAGAGGUUCAAGUCAAAGAUUUUAUUCAACGUGCCAAGUCAUUGUUUGGUUAUCGAGAUAAUAUUAAAUAUUUAAAUAAUUUUUUCGAAACAAACAAUUAUCUGGUUAUCACCAACAAGGAUAAAGACUUUGCCAAAAUUAACGAAUUUUUGUAUGACAUUGAUCAAGAAAAGAUGACAUUGGGUCAAAGCAAGAGUAAUUUGGAAUCUUUGAAGCCAUUAUUAGCAGGAUUGGAAUACAACGAAUUGGUAAUCUUUGAAUACAUCAAUCCAUCGAUUUUACAGUUCUUUUCACAAUUUGGAAAAGAUAUCAAAGAGGUUCAGAACAACUUUUCAACAAAGAAUCAGAUUCUCACAACCAAUAACCUUUCAGACACUUAUAACUCUGCAUUGAUGAAUACAUCGGUCCACACACUUCAGAUGAUCGAGAGUUUUGUAGAAUUGUAUCUCUCCAAACCAGUGACGCUUGAAAGUAUCACUGAUAUUUGUUCAAAGAUCAAACCAUUGACAGCAACCAACUUUGCCAAAUCACUAUUCUGCUUACAAUCAUUUGGAACCAAUUUACCACAAAUCAUUGGAUUGUAUGCAUCAGCUGGUGGAUAUGAUUCUGGAUCAAUCAAAGCAUCGGUCAAUCUUAUUCUUGAAGGUUCAGAAUUUAGAUCAACCACCUCCAAAUCUGUCAGUGGUUCUUCUGGAUGGUUGAUUGCCACUGGUAUCGACAAUGCAGCAAUGAAAAAGGAACACACUCAAGAGGCAGUCAAUGAUUUUGUUCAAGGUCUCAAGUUUUUCUCAAAAGGAGAACAAAUGCAACAUGCAGAUCACUUUGAAAAUAUUGUCAUCCAACUCCGUUCCAUUCACGAGUUGCACACCAACCUCGAUCGUUUAUAUCAUCAAAAAUAUCUUGAUGGGAUGGUUAGCAUCAAAGUCGAUUCAAAUUGCUUGGCUAGCCUUCAAGCAAAGGCAUCAGAUUUGCAGAAGGACCUUGAUGAUUGGUUGGAUGAAAUCAAUACUCUUCCCAGUCGAUUGUGGUUACUCAAGAUACAAGGAAUAUCAUCGUUGAUAUUCAACUAUAACUACUUCUUGAAGGGAUUCAAGAUUGUAGACAAUGCAAGUGAAACUGUCAAACAAGAGUUUUUCACUGCACUAGUAAACCAACUUGCAUACGCUCUCUUGCCAUUUAUCAAAUACUGUUAUCCUUGUUCAUUCAUCAUACAGGAAGACAUUCAUGAUGCAUUAAUCGAAUUGAAUCUAUUUGAAGAUAUCAACAAACUUCCACUUGCAAACGAAUUCUUUACAAAGUUGAUCGGUUAUUUGGAUAAAAAGUCUCAGGAGGAAGAUAUUUCAGAGAGAGGACCAAUUCUGGUUCCAUUACAAGACAAAAACAACUUGUACAACUGUCUCAUGCAAUUGAACGACUGUAUUCUACCACAUCCAUCACAAUUGUUCUAUGGAUCAUCUCUCUCAAAAGACUUUGAAAUCUUUAAAAAGAUUGUUGAACAAUACAGAGGUUCAUGUAUAUUCCUCGUUGGCAUCCCAUCAGACAAGAUAUCAUUGCUCAACUGGCUCUCUGACAAGUAUAGUAGUGGUGACUUCAAUAAUUUGACUCGAAUUUAUAUCAUCACUGCCACCAAAGAUGCCUCUUUGCUCGACCUAUUCUCGUUUAUUGAACUGAAUUCAACAUCAUUUGAAAAGAAUUGGCAACCAUUCAAAGAUGCAUGGGUUGAUAAUCGAAGAGGAGUACACAGCCUUCAGCUUGUAUCUGGACCGAGUGGCACUGGAAAGAGUUUCUUUAUUCGUUCAAAACGACAAGAGAUUGCAUCACAGUUCAUCACAGUUCAUGUUCGUCCAAACUAUCAAAUCGGAGGGUUUAUCACAAAGCUCAAGAGUUUGGUCAAUGAAUCAAGUCAUUCAAACAAAGGCCAUGAAACGGUCACAGUACACUUUAAACUAUCACCUUAUUGUGACUUUGAAGCAUUCAGCACAACGAUCUAUCCAUUGAUCACACAAGGAUACAUAUUUGGUGAUGGUAUCAACGAUUUUGUAAGUGUAUCUGAUCACUUGAAAUUGGCUAUCUUUGUCGAGAUUGGUGACCCUUUGUUAGAUGCUCACUACCAACCACACGAACAAUACCUCCUCGAUACUGUAUCUCUCAUCUUCCACUUGUCAAUGCAUUACUUCCACCCCAUGACAGAGUGGCAGAUUGGUGAUGCCGAACUCAUAUGUCUUGCCUACCACGAACAACCACUCGGUUAUUACCAGUUACCAGAUCAAAGAAAGGCACUGUCAGUCAAAGAACCAGACUUUAUCAACUUUGUGAUGCGUGUAUUGAAUACUUUUGACUACAAACCAAAGUAUUUGAAGGAUACUUUAUAUUUGACACAGAAAAAGACAUUCUUUAAAUUGCUCAGCGAGAGAUUAGAGUUCCUUAACAAACUCUAUUACCCCUUUUACAUCAAUGUUGCCGCAGUGGAUGAAGACAGAAAAGCAUCGUAUCAAUCCUCAUUAUUACCUCCCCAUGAACUCUUCCAGUUCUUUAUUUACGAGUCUGCAAAAUUAGCAGAUCCAAUUUACUCUUCAACUUCGAGUAUUUGGGCCAAUCCUCCUCUCAUCACUGCAAGAUCAAAACAAGAAAUGCAUGCGUACAAUGAAGAACUUGGUAUUUUCAUGGAUGGAUGUACUGUCAACUACAUUGCACUUGGACCAUCAGACUAUGGUUUGGAAAAGCGUGUUGAAACUUUGAUCACAUACGACAUGGUCAACAACGAUACAACAUCCCUUAGAUUGGUGAUUGCAACAGCAUUUGGGGUUGACAAGACCAAUCUGAUUUAUUCACUUUGUUCCCAAUUUAAAUAUGUCAUCACAGCAGACUUUGCAGUUCGUCUGAUCAUCCUCCAUUACAAGGCAAAGAAUACCAAAUCAUUGGUGUUGACUGGUGACACUGGUGUUGGAAAGACUCACAAUCUUCUCUUCUACUCUCUUCUCAUCAAUGCGAUGAUUCUUCCAGAUAUCGCAUAUGAUAUCAAAGAAUAUAUCAACGGAUAUAUUGAACAGUUCCCUUACUUGCUCAAUAAGUAUACAGUUGUUGAAAAGGUAGAUGAUGAGGUUCAAUUGACAGACGAGCAAAAGAAAAAUGAUAAAAUCGAAAUGUCUGACAAGCGAAAGGAAAGAAUACAAUUAAAGCUUCUACCAGGUAGUCCUCCACUCGAGAUGAUACUGGAAUUCCUUACUCAUAUUGCAGACUAUGACCCAGAGGCCGAACUACAACAAAUGGUUGUCUAUCAACCACCACCACCUCAAGUUGAAGAGAAACCAGAGGAAAUCAACUCACCAAGAAAAGUCGAACCACCUGCAAUUCCAGAAGUCGUUGUUCCAAAGAAACAAUUUUCAUUUUUAGAAUUUUGUCAAGGAAUGGAAAAGUUGGUUAUUGGUAUACUUGAAAAGAAUCAGCUCAUCGAUAUCAAUUCCUCUCAAAAGGCACUCCUCGCCGAAUUAAAGUCCAAGCCAUCUGGAGGUAUCAUCACCAAAAAGGAUCAGUUGUUCCAAUGUGUCAAAGAGAUCAUGACCGUUAACUUUAAGGAUCUGUUUGAAAGAAUUAUUAUGCAUCAAAAGUAUAGUUCUGAUCAAUUCAUUGACAAGGUUAAGUCAAUCAUCGAGCAGGCAAACAUUCUCAAAUCGAUUGGAGUGGAUCUCAAGUUGGUUGUAUUUAUCGAUGAAUUCAACACAGCACCAGAUGAUACAUUGGCAUUGAUCAAUGAAGUAUUUACUGAUGGUGUAUUGGAUGGUUGUACAACUAUUCCAGACAACAUAUUCUGGGUUGGUGCAAUGAAUGAACCAAAAAAGGUCCAAGGUUCUAUUGACCACACCGGCGUCGAUACCAAAUCAACAACCCAAUCAUUUGUUGUCAAACCCAUACCACCAUCGAUGCGUAACCUCACACUCAGUUAUGGAGAGUUUUCAACAGACAAUGAAACACCAUUCCUCGAAUCAUUGUUCACUCUCCGUCCUAACAUUUGUCCAGAGAUCAAGGAUGUGUACAGCCCCAUGGAUCAAUUUAAACGAUUUAUUCUUGUUGGACAAGAUGCACUUCGACAGGUCAAACAAGCACGUACACAUGUAUCGAUCCGUGAUAUCUAUCGUGUCAUUGAUCUUUACAAUUUCUUUAGAACUCAUCAAGUUGGUAUAUCCAUUCUCAAUGUUGCUAUUGGAGACACAAACAAUUCAGAAGAAAUCAUUCAUUGGUGGUCAAUGAUCGUCAGUAUGGCACUAUCUUAUUAUAUUCGUGUCGAUCCAGCAACUCAAAAACGAUCUUUUGUCUUGAAUCAAUUCAACAAAUUUUUAAUGGAAGAAUCACCGGCUGAAAUCGGUCUCAAGAAAAUUGGGUUUUUGGGAGCGUUUAACAAGGUCAUCAACUCAUUCUGCAGUUCAGAAUACACUACUCUACCAGCUGGUAUUGCAUUGACAGAUACACUCAAACUCAAUAUAUUUACUAUUGUUGUAUCAAUCAACACUUGUAUUCCGAUUUGUAUCGUUGGACCACCAGGUUCUUCAAAGACACUGUCAUUCACUAUUGUACUCAACAAUAUCAAUGCCAACAAGAAUGACAACACAACCACCACCAUCAAAGGAAACGAAUCACCUUGGAGAUUGAUGGUUGGUGCAGAUCCAUUCCGUUACCAAUGCACACCGCACACCACCGAUAUAGAGAUCAAGAACAACUUUGAAAAUGCUAUCAACCGUCAAAAGGUGUACAACAUAUCUGGUGGUAAACGAGCAACAGCAUUCUUUGAUGAAGCAGGUCUUGUCAAUGAAUUUGACUCACCCAUGAAGAUUAUGCACGACUAUCUCGAUAAUUUGGCAAAAAAGAUUACAGAAUCAGAAGCAGAGAUAUCAAUCAUCAUUCUUUCAAAUCGUAUUCUUGAUGCUGCUAAAACAAGUCGUAUGAUGAUGCUCAUGCAUCCGCAAACCACUUCCAAUGAUGACAAGAUGAUGUUGGUCAAAGGAUGUCUGUUCAAGGAUAAAAAUACCAUCAAUCAAAUCGAUAUCUCCCAAGCUCUCUGCUCAGCCUACAGCAAGGUCAACACAUUUGCCAAAUCAACCAAACCAGAUAUGUUCCAUCAACGAGAUUUUGUUUACUUUUUACAUCACUUGGCAAGAGGAAUGCAUCAAAACAAUAACUAUCUCAGUCCACAAGUAUUGGCAACAAGUAUCGAACGUAACUUUGGUGGUGUUCCACCCGAUCAGAUGAAGAAAAUCAUUUCUAUGUUUAUGGAUGAAAUGGCUUUCCACAAUCAAACACACUUUGCCAAAACUGUCAAUGCAGUCUAUGAAAGAAAUGACAACACGAUCACCAGAAUACAAGAAUCAUUACAAGAGAAGUUACAACCAACAGAAGAUCCAGGAACAUGUCCAUUCAGAUACAUCAUGUUAAUCGAUCCAACCGAGAAUGAAUCAUCACUCAUGGUACUCAAGGAAUUAGGUAUCAAACACAAGGUCAUCAGAGUUGGUGGAUUUGAAAACGACACACAAACCAGCAGUUUGAUCGAUGUUGUCUCUCAAAUCAAGAAUGAAAUGUCAGAAGGUGGAACUGUUGUGUUGGUCAAUACUCAAUCGAUUGAUGCAUGUUUCUAUGAUGUAUUCAAUCGUUACUUUACCAAAAUGCCACAUGACGAUAAGAUCUUGACAAUGGCCAAUGUAUCAUUUGCCAACCAUACAGUAUUCUGCCAAGUACAUCCAGACUUUAAGAUUAUUGUCCACUUGCCACAAUCUCGACUUCCCCAAACACCAUUACCAUGGUUAAACAGAUUUGAAAAGUAUCAUCUUUCAAUCAACACAAUGGUUGACCACUAUAUCUCUCAAAACCUUCCACAACAUAUUGAAUACUUUGAAAAGAUGAAGACAUCAGCCUCUCACUUUGUCAAAGAAUUCCAUACUGGAUCAUCAGAGUCACUUCUUUGUGGAUUCUCAGAGACUGGAACCAUCCCAUCAUUGAUCUACACCACUGCCAAGAAACUCUAUGAAUCUGGAUCCAUCAACAUCCAACCACAACGAGUUGAUACAUUGGUUGGUGUUGCUCAACUACCCAACACAUUCAACUCUGUUGAUCAUUUUGAAUUCCGACUUCUCAACUGGAAAUUAUUACAAAUUGCACGACCUGAAAGUGUAUUUAGAUGUCUAUCGAUGCCCAAAUCAUAUGUGGAAGAGUUCCUUCUUCGUCAAGAACACUUUAACCUUUUCCAUUUCAUCACCGAUCUCUUUUCCAAAAAGUUUGUCAAAAACGAGAAUGUUUCCAAUCGAUGGAUCUUGUACACUCGAUCUUCAUUGACAUUACAUCAUCUCAAAGAUAUCACAUCUGACAAAACAAUGAAAUCAUUCUAUGAUAUCUUGUUACAGUCCAUCUCUGAGAAAGACAAAAAAGUGCUCGAGAUUGACACGUUGGCGACACUCAAGAUUAUUCAACUGACAUCAAUCAAGACAAGUCAACAAUGUCAAGAUAUGAUCAACGAGUUUAUCAAAGAUGACCGACAAAAGAUAUGUUUGGUCAUUGCAGACAUGGAAUCAAUCAACCAACACCAAGUCAACUUUAUCAACGAACAAUUUGAUACCUCUCAAUCCUCCAAGAUUAUGGUGACUAUUUGUCAUUAUCCAGUUGAAUUCUCAUUAUCAAAUCAAGCCAAAUUGAAUAGUAUCUUCCUCAAUGAUACAGAAUACAUGUAUAUCGAUUCAUUUGGAGUCAAGAUUGAUUCAGAUUUAAUGGAAUGGGAUCCAAACAUCAGAUCAUGGUUGUCAUCUGCUUAUCGAUUGGAUUAUCCAAUUGAUCCCACUUCAUUACAUGACACAUUCGAAUCAAUGUUCUUUACUCAAUUGCGUCUUGUCUCAAACUUGGCAAGCAAUAACAACUACCUUGGUAUGGAGGAUGACCAUAGACUAUUCUACCUUGAAUCUGAAUGUCGUGGUGAAAUGAUCGAGAACCUAUUCAGAGCAAACUCAUCUUGGUACAAAGCAGUUGUCACAUCAUUCACCAACAAAUGGUCAGAAGACGAUCUUUUAAUGACGAUUAUCUCCAACAUUUCCGACUUGAUUCUCACUGGCAAGUUGACACAUUCAUUUAUUGAUUCAAUCAAAAGUUCAUUGGAAUCAUACUUCUAUCCAGUCAUCUCACAAGUAUUCAAAUUGGUGACCAAUUAUCAAUCAUAUCCAUCAAUCCAAUCACUUGAUGAACCAAGCAGCCAAUUGGUGUGUGAAAUCAUCAAAUGUAUCAAACUACCAAAGAUAUCAUCCAAUAUCGCACAAAGAUACGAACCAAUCCUUCUUUCUCGUUCACCAUCCAAAGAUCUCAACACAUCUAUUCCGUUAUACCAUUCGAUUGCACAAAUCCUUUCAUCACUAUUCGAAAAGGUACUCCACCGAUCAACCAAUCGCGAUAUCAAUUAUACCUAUGAUCGAUUUGUCAAGUGUGUCAAGAAAGAUCCAUUUGGAAGGGUUGUCGAAUACAUUGAUAACAAUCUUUUGAUGGCUUAUCAAUCAGACUUUAUAAAGUACACACUCAAUAUUGACAGAAAUGAUUCAUCACUCAUUGCGGUAAUGGAGAGUUUAUUCUCAGUCAAGCACUCUGGUAUCUUGCAAUACACAGUUGCACAUCACUUUGGAUCAUCAACCAUCAACUUUGUCAACAAUAUGACCACUCCACUCUUACAACUAUCACCAGGCAACAAGAUCACCAACCAACUGACUGCUGAAAACCUAGAGAGUACACAGACCAUCAAAUCUGUAUUCUCUCAAAUAACAAUAGAUAUCAUCUACGAUCAUGUUGUUAAAGGUAAAACAAUUGAUCCAAAUAAUAUUGUGGAAUGGACAUCGAAUUGGGCGUCAUCAAUGACAGAUCUCUUUAAUCGAGUUUCAUUGGAAUCAUUAAUCAAGACAAUGGACAAACCAGACAAACUCAAAGCCAUAUACUUGUCGAUGGUAUAUCAAUUGGUAAUGAACAUCGCAAUGACUGCUGAUGAUAUCGAUAUUCCAGAUAGAUUGAAACAUGUCUAUAACUCAGUCAGACCAAUUACAUUGUUGGACAAGUGUCUCCUCGAAAUCACAACCCAAUUCUCAAACAACUUUAAUACAUUUGAUAUUGGUUGUUAUUUGGAUGUUAUCGGACCUUUAUCUCACUUGUCAGAGCCAAUCCUCGCUGAUUUCCUCAGCAUUAUCAAUAUCGAUGGUUCAUUUGAACAACACAGAGAUUAUCUCAAAAAGAUACCAUUUGGUUGGUUAUGUAAUAUCAUUGCAUUCCAACGACCAAUUCCAACUCACAAAGCACGUUACCAAAAGUUAAUCAACACCAAGUUUGUCAAUCUAGAGAUCCAAGCCAAUCCAGUGAUGCUUUCUUUAUGUUCAUCACAGACAACAGAAUUCACAACAUCAACAGACAUGCUCAUUCCUUCAGAUCAAGUUCUUGCAUUCUUCAAGAUGAACAUUGAAAAGUUUAGUCAAUAUCCAAGAAAUCCACCAUUGAUCGAUGCAAUCUAUUACAACUUUGUUCAAGAACACAAAGUAACAUUCGAUGACACCAAACAAUCAGAACUGUGUAAUCAUUGGCUCAAUCUCUGUAAAAAGACAGAUGCAAUGUCAAAGAUUGAACUUCUUGCACUCAAUACCACUAUUUUAGAAGUAUUCACAAGCAUGUUGGCCAAAGAAUCAUCAUUGGAUACAUUUGUCGAAGGUCUCAAUCUAACAGAGAACAAAGCAUUUGGUCAAAUUCUCAAAACCCUACUUUCUACAGACAAGACCGAAGAAAAGACAGCACAAAUCAGUUGCAUUUGGAAUAGAAUAUUCUUUUUCAACAAGAUCCAAAGUGAAUCGACAUUGAUUCAGCUUGUCAGCAACGAGGAACUCCUUAAACUACUUGGAUUGGCUGAAUUCCAUAUCAAGGCUGACAACAUUCCAAGUCUAGGUGUCUUACCAUUUGUAUAUUACCCAGACUCACCAGAUGGUAUUGUUUACAACAAGAUAUUGAAAUCAGUUUGUGAUUGUUCAUUGGAUGCAUUCAAUGAAGUAUUGGCACACAACAGUGGAACAACUAAACAACAAGGAUUCUUUAGAAUGUCUCUCUUUUUGAUAUCAUAUCAAAUGUAUCAAGAAAACAAAGCUCCUCAAAUCGAAUUCAUCAAACGACAACUCAAACAAUCAGUCAUCGAUAUCCUCUCACUUACCAACUAUCUCCCACUGUUUUUCAAGAUUCUUCUCGCACAAUUUGAUCCAACGGUCAUGUUUGAUGAACUUCUCAAGAGAAACAAUGAUUUAACACCUCGAGAGACAUCAGCCAGACACAUAUGGGUCAAUAGUGUUGCCAUUGCCAUUGGUUCAAACAACAAUUCAUAUCUCUACCACAUGGUUGACAAUAACCCAUUCUUGGUCGCUGGACAAUGGUAUCCUGCAUGUGAAGGUCUAUUCAGAGACUGUGGUAUGCAGUACGAUAUGGGUACCACCAUGAAAAUAGAGUGUAUGAGUGAGAGCUACCUCAACAAAUACUUGAUUGCCGUCACUUUUUGGAGUUCUUUUGCAUGGUACGGUUCAAUUUGCGACCAAGGAGUUUACGAAAAGUUGAUGUCCUCAAAACUUCAUUUUGUCAACGAUGAAGACUUUUUGGACCCCAAACGCAAAAACGGCGGCCCUACCCACAAAAAAUUUAUCGACUUUAUCAACCAUCGUGCAACCACAUCGUUUAACGAAAUCAUUGGCACCAAAGAAAUCAUCGACGACAAGAUCGAGACUGACCAUUUCGUGUCUGAAUUGCUCUACAGCAUUUGGAACGAUUGUUACGACUCACCUGCUCCUCAUAAAAAGUCAACCUUUGCAAAUCGAGCUGAAGUGGUCGUCUAUGAAAACUAUCUCACUGAAAUGAUCAAGAAUGUCAAAUCACAAUACACACAACUCAAAGCAGAUCGUCUACAAGUUUAUUUUGCCAACAGCCUCAUCACAUCAGUUCGUCAAAACCUCACCAACGUAUUUUCAUCACCACUCUAUGAAUACCAAUCAAUCUUUAACAACUUGUUCGAACAGUUUGUUAUUGAAGAAAGUCAACCAGACGGGUCACCCAAGGAUAUGGACCUGUUAAUGUAUUUCACAAAGAAUGUAUCAGCUAUUUGCAUCAGCAAAUAUUUCAAGAAUCUGAUUCGUUUCCUCAAGUUGUUCUAUCAAAUGUUUGCAAGAAGAUUACCAGAGAAUUAUACAAACAAUACAAUCUCGGAAUGUAUGGAAUAUCUCACGAAUCAAAAAAUUGAAGAUGAAUCCAACAUUGAAGAAAUGACCAAAUCAUGGGAAGAAUUGAAAUCAAGUUGGAUUGAAAUCACCAAACAUCUCAAUGUUCUAGAAGGUGGUUGUCGUGCUCGUCCAGAAUACGAAAAGAUCAUUCCACCAAUCGAUGAUACCACACUAGUCAGUCAACUAAUCAACAUGCCAGAGCUUAAAAAUGGAGGUGGUGAAAUUAUUAGACUGAUUAACAAUUGGAUGACCGAUACCCAAGGAAAAGUUGUCUCAAAGAUAACUAUUGCUCCAAAGUCAGCCCUAUUUGAAUCUAUUCUCGAAAAAAUGAUGGAUAGAUUGGAAACAAUGGAUAUUGGUGAAAUUCCAUUCGACUAUGGAGACAACUAUCUCUUGUUGGGAUCCAACUUUGAAGUUGCAGACUAUCAAAAGUUCCUCAUCGAAUCAGUCUCUCAUUACCACCAAUUCCAACGAACCAAUUUCCAUCCAAACUUGGCACUUAUUCAACAAAAGUUGAUCUACAAAUUUGCAUCUGGAAAGAGUACUGGUCGACAACUCAAGAACUUUACUGGUGAAUUCCCAUUCAAAAGAGUUACUGAAAACAAAGAUCAAACCAUUGAAAAGCUUCCACACUCUCGACUCGUUCCAGAACCAAUCAAAAACUUGAUAGAUAUGAAAGAUCAAUUGGAAUCAAAGCUCUAUGCUCAUGAAAUCGUCACAUCAACAUGUAUCCCAAUCACAGCUACAUGUCGAUCUAAAUUGAGUUCAGUCAAGUUGGAAUCAUUUGCCAGUAGUUUGGUAUCAACCAUUACUCGAUUGGUUCACAAAGAAAAGGAUGCUGAAGAUAUCGGUCUUCCAAUCAUGCAUUUCAACUCAAAGUUUGGAAUUGACAACACCAACAUCCCAUCUCAGGUCACUAAAUUGUUGGAGAGCAUUAAGAUCAACAACAUCAAGACAUUGGCAGACAUUGUAAUUCAAGGAUAUCUAUCUUAUGGUUAUUUGUACUCAAAUGUAACCAAAGAACCAACUGAUCCAAAUCCAGACUUCAUUGACCAGCUAAAUACCAUGAAGAGUUAUUAUAUUACAGCCAUCAGUGGUGGUGGAUUAGAGAUACACAAAGGUAUCCAAUAUCUCAAAGGUAUUGUUCAAGAUUUAUGUUCUCAAGACUGUAUCAAUGAUAUCAAAAAGUCACAACCAGACCAUCACCUCAAACUCUUAUUCUCACAUAUCAACAACUCAAGUAUGCCAUUGGAUAUCAUCAAAGUUGAAGAGAUGACAUCACCAACUCUUCCAAUGUCAUACUAUGCAUACUUUAUGAGAACAUUACAUGAAAUCCUUUCAAUUCUCUAUUUGGAUUCUCAAAACAGUCAAAACCAAAUCAAAGAAUACAACGAACCUUUUAUCACUCAAUUCAACGAUCACACAAAGAAACUAAAAGAAAAAGAAGAGGAAGAGAAAAACAAACAACAGCUCGAUAAAUCUGAUCAAGACGAAAAAGAAUUAACAAUCGAGGAAAAACAAGACCAAGAUCAAGAGGAAGAAGAAGAAGAGGAAGAGCUUAUAGAAGAUAAGAAAAAUCCGGGCAAAAUCAAUUUCAACUUUUAUGUCAACAACUAUUGUUUCUUGGAUGAUGAUGGUGAUGAUACCAAGGAAGAAGAGGAGGAGGAAGUUAUCGAAAAUGAAUUCAAUUUUAGUCUCAGACCAAUUCUUCCAAUCAAGAAUGUAGACAUUGUUCAUUGUCUAUUCAAUUGGAUCAGAUAUGCCAAUCACAACAUCCCAAUGAUGAUCUCCAAACAAAAAGACUUGGGACCACUCUCCUCACUCUUUCAAAGAUUCUGGUCAAGAUGUCAAAAGAACCAAACAUCUCCCAUCGAUAUCUCUAAACUCUAUCUCCAAUUCCCAACUGGAGCCUUCACGUUGUCAGGUGAUUUAUUGAUUCAACUAUUGGCAAUACUCGCUCAAAUGGAAAAUGAUAAUGGUAUCAAGAAACUUUACAGUGCAAAGAUUCAAUCGAUUUGUGGUAAAUGUAAAGCAACAGUUCCAGACAGUCAAAGAAAUGAAAGCAUGCUCUUUGAAAGAGUAUUACCAUUACGUCAAGAUACCAAUGUCCAAGAUCUAAUCAAAGACAUUGUCAAAGAUCAAAGUUCAAAUACAUUCUUCUGCAAAUACUGUGGAACAUAUAAAGCUCCAGCAGUCAAACAAUUAAUGGAAGCUCCACAAUAUUUGUUUGUCAGUUUCAAGAGAUAUAAUGAUGAAAAGGAAAAACAUCAUUUACAAUAUCAAGAAACUAUUAAAUUGAAUGAAUACUAUAAUUCCUCUGGAAUGAGAUACAUGUAUAAUAUUCAAUCAAUUCUCUGCCGUGAAAAGAACCUAAACAGAAAUGAAGAACCAGUAUUAUAUAUCAAACAUCGAGAACAAGAUAUUCAUCUUAGAUGUGCAACCACUAACAGUGUGAUUACGUCAAACAUUGAAGAGAGUCUAUCAAGAAAUUGUGUGUUGUUGAUUUAUGAAAAGGUACACGAGCACAAGAUAUCAACUCCAGAAGCCGCCACACCCAUUGUCGAUGAAGUACCAGAGAAAUUGAAAAGACCAACCUUCAAUCCUCCAAAGAAACAACAACCAAUUGUUGAUGCAAGCUUCCAACCUGGUUAUUUGGCCGUUUACGAUCCUCAUUCAACAGAACAACAGCAAAGAGGUGAUACACCUGCUGUACAGCAGUACCAGGAUAAUCCAAAUCGCACUGUCACUCCAAUCCCAGCUACCCUCCCAACAAACAGUACCCCCAACACUGUUAAUAUGACGUUGACCCAAACCAAACCAACCCCUCAAGUCGGACUGACGCAAUCAAUUGUUGAUGGUACCAAGGAUGCACAUUUCCAACCAGGCUAUCUUUCAGUAAACGACCAACUUUUCCCAGGAGGAGAUAAACCAAAAACCAACCCACAACAAGAUAUUUCUUCCUCUUCCAAACCAAGUCAUCUACGAUCCACUUCGACACUCCACUUAAUAUUUAAAAAUGAAGAGCUCUUUGAUUGGAUCAAAACUACCCUCAAAAAUGACGCCUGUGUGAAUGAUUUCAUUUCAGAUCUACAAAAAGAAGGCAUUGACACAUUUGAAAAGUUGUUUUCAGCAAUGGACCAAGAUCUCGAGAAGAUAAAAUCUAAAUUCUCAUCUCGUUUGAAAGUAGCCAAAUUCAAAUUUAUUUGGAGAGAUGCCGAGACACGACGUCAACAAAGACCCAAGGUUUUCGGAAAUGAAGAUAUAUUUAAUUGGAUCAGAGCAUACCUUCCAAAUGAAAACAAUAUUGACCAAAUUAUCAUGGAUCUCGAAAGCAAUUCUAUAGACACCUUUGAUAUUUUGUUUGCAUUUAUGGACGAAGAUUGGAAUGGUAUUCAAUCUAAAUUCUCAUCUCGUUUGUCUCAAAACCAUUUCAAUCUCAUUUGGAACAACGCUGAGGAACGACGCCAGCAACGAACGCCAAUUCCAGGCCACCAAGAAUUCAUGGAAUGGGUUAACACUAUUGGUUUCAGCAAGUCCUCAUUGCCUCAAAUUCAUGAAGUCCUCGAUGAGCUUGGUGUUGACGAUUACCCAAUCCUCGAGGGUGAAUUGGAAGAUUUAUCAGACUCUGGUAAUUUAUCAGUCUUUAGUUUAGCUCAUCGUCUAUUAUUCAAAUCUGCUUACAAUAGAACCAUUUUCUAA
Cavenderia fasciculata is the source of this 17394-nucleotide messenger RNA. RefSeq lists its product as uncharacterized. Lineage: Eukaryota; Evosea; Eumycetozoa; Acytosteliales; Cavenderiaceae. The record is from RefSeq and is a predicted model, not a curated record. Gene Ontology annotation, molecular function: ATP hydrolysis activity; ubiquitin-protein transferase activity. The transcript is spliced from 7 exons. Bases 1 to 17394 code for a protein of 5797 amino acids.